CGCGCCCGGAACCGGCGGCGGGAGCGAGCGGGGCGAUCCCGGAGCAUCCCGGAACCGCCCGCAGCAUCCCCGAGCCGGCCGGAGCCUCACGCAGCCAUGGCCCGCCCCGCCGCGCCCGGCCCCGCGCCUUGGUGGAAUUACUUUUUCCUUUAUGAUGGCUCAAAAGUGAAGGAGGAAGGGGAUCCUACGAGUGCCGGGAUCUGUUAUUUUUACCCUCCCCAGACCAUCCCAGAGCAGCAGGAGCUGCUGUGUGGGCAGAUGGCCGGGGUUGUUCGCUGCCUCACCGAGAUCUCCGGGGCCCCUCCCAGCCUCGUGCGCCUCAGGAAGCUCAAGUUCGCCGUGGUGGUGGAUGGAGACUUCCUGUGGGUUCUGGGCUGUGCUGUGGAGCUGCCUGAUGUGAGCUGCCGGCGGCUCCUGGAGCAGCUCAUCGGCCUCUUCACCUUCUACCAGGGCCCUGUGCGUGGUGCAUACACGACGUUUUCCCAGGAGGAGUUGAGCAGGGAGUGGGACAGGUACAUUGAACACAUCCAAAAAAACACCAAUGACCUCCACAGGAUUUUCAAUUCUCUCUGGCAUUUGGACAAAACCAAGGUGGAUCCCCUGCUUUUGCUGAAGGCAGCUCUCAUCCUGCAGACAUGCCAGCGCUCUCCCCAUGUCCUGGCAGGCUGCAUCCUUUACAAAGGCUUGAUUGUGAGCACCCAGCUGCCACCUCCACUCACUGCCAAGGUCCUCCUGCAGGGCAGUGAGUCCCCAGGCCAGAGCAAGCCCGGAGCUGAGGAGCUGCAGGAGCAUGAGUCUCUGCUGCCGCCGGGCGUCCGAAUCCUCCCGGUGUUCCUCACAGGAGAGGAGGUCUCUGUGCUCCGGGAAUUCCCAGUGGAGUGGAUGGCCAGGUCACCCAUGGUCCCAGCAGGCCCCAGAGGAGAGGACAGUGCUCUGUGCUCCCAGGCAGUUCCAGAAUCAACAGCAGCUCGUGAAAACCAAGCCCUGGAUGGAAUCUCUGUGCAGGAAUCCCACAAGGAUGCUUCAGGCACACCUGCCCUGGGAGAUGCUGUGCAGUUGGGCAGCACUGUGAGUCCUCUGAUGGACUUCUCUGCAAUGGGAGCUGGCACAAGGAAUUCUCCAGCUGCAAACCUGAGUGGAGCAGGCAGUGGGAGCUCAGAGCUCAGCAGGAAAACAUCCUUCCCCUCAGAGAGUGACACAGAACAGCUCCCAAGCCCUUCCUCACUCCAGACUGAAUGUACUUGGACUACAGGUCCAUACCUGGAAGGCUUUUCCUUUCCCAACCCUUACUCCUGGGAGCAGGAGAGCCAGGACAAGGGGCAAUCCACUGCGGAUUCUGAUGUUGGUCGCUGUGCUCCCCCAAAUUCCCUUUCAGUCAGCCACAGCCCAGCUGUUCCCUCUCCUGCCCGGGAGCUGAGCAGGAGAAAAGCCAGUGAGCAGAACAAGCCAGGGACUGUGAGCCAGGACCGUGUGUCUGGAGGAAGUGACAGCACAGCUGGUGACCACGUGUGGGGCUUGGAUUGUCCAGGCCCUGCUGGACACGCACAGCUCCGGAGCAGGAGGCAGCUGCUGACCCCAGGGGCUCAUGAGGCUCUGCCCAGUGACCCUGCAGGGGACAGGCCAUGUCCCAGCAGCAGGAAGAGCAGCUGGGACAGGCUGGCUGGCAGAGAGGACGAGCCAGCCCAGCUGAGCCUCUACGUUCACUGCAUCCAGGGGCUGGUGCUGUCGCUGCUGGCUGAGGAGCAGCUGCGCCGGGACCGCGGCGCCGUGGAGGACGUGUACCACAGCAGCCUGGCCUCCCUAAACGGCCUCGAGGUUCACCUGAGGGAGACUCUGCCCAAGGACUCCUCAGCCUCAGGCAGGACAAACUACAGCUUCACACACUAUGACUGUGUCCAGAACGUCCUCACGGCCAACUUGCCCCACAGCCUCGGGCCCCUGGAGCGGCACUUCCUGAGGGCGGCCACACUCAUCCACUCCGACUUCAGCCAGCUCCCCACGGCCUCAGAAGUGAUCAUCAGGAACGCCUCCACAGCUGUGUAUGCCUGCCGGAAUCCUGUCCAGGAGACUUACUUCCAGCAGCUGGGAGCGCCGCUCCGCAACUCAGGCGUGCCCAACCCGCACGACAGCGCCUUCAGCCUGCCCAGCAAGGCCAAGCAGAAGCUGCUGAAGCACGGGGUGAACCUGCUGUGAGCUCCUGUGCACUCAGAACAGCUCAGCCCUGUGGGAUGUUCAUCUCCAGUAAGGAAAAUCUCAGCUGUUUGUGCUGACAGAGGCAGGAGGCCCUGCCCUGCCUCUGUGGGGUCUCCAGCCUGCCUGGCCCUGAGGAAUAGACACUCCUUGCCCUGUCCUGCAGCACGUUUUGGGCCAGUGCAGGUGUUACUGACAGCAUUUACCAAAGACUCAGGGCAGAACAGCGUCUGGGGGCACUAGGUUUACAUGGGCUUUACAGGGACCCUCUUGGUGCUCUGCAGACUCCCCACGUGCCUUGAUCGGAGGUAAAGCCUCACCUUGCUCUGAGUUACACAGCCCCUGGGCAGUGCUGGCUUUCAGAGGUGUCAGUCAGCCACUGUCUGUGCCUGCACUUGCCCUGGUCAGAUUUUGGCUUUAUUUAUAUCCCUUAAUCCAUGGCAAUGACCCUGCCAUGACUUAGUGCCUUACCUUGGUUAGCAGUGCCUGCCUGUUCUCACACGGGAGCAGAACAAGAGCUGCAGAGCUCAUAAUCCCCCUUUGGGUGCUCCCAGGAGGUUUUUACACCACAGCUGACUCUGCAGGGAUGUCCCUGUCCCUCCACACCUCCCUGGUCAGUGAUUGUCCAGCCCAGCCCUGCCCUCCUCGUGCCCACCUCGCCGUGCAUCCUCACGGGGCUGGGUGCUGGUGCUGGUGGUGUGAGUGUCCCUCAGCCUUGUGCUCCCUCCCUCCUGCCGACCUCACUUCACUGCUCUUACUGCUGUGUUUGCCCACACUCUGCAGACCCCAAGGUUGCCUCUUUGUGCUGGUUUUUUAGGGACCAAAGAGGUUUUGCAUCCCCUCAGCAGCUGUUCUCUUUCUGCUCUGACAGUGUCCCCAGUUCGUGGUGGCCAGGGUGGCCAGGGUGGUGGCUGCUUAGACUGAGGGAUGGAUAUCUGUGUUUGGCUGGGCUUGGAAGCUGCUGCUGGUGCAGACACACCCCUCAGUGUGACUGUGGAAAUAAAGGAGUCUCCAAGGCUCACUCCAGCACUGUGUGUCAGCAGGCAGAGUCACGUUGUUGUGUUGUUGUCAUGUUUGUGGUUCCUGGUGUGAUGGGCUGGGCUGUGGGAGCUGUUCCCUGUUCAGCUCCGUGCCAAGGGUGGUUCCUGUAGUGUUGGGGUUGAACAGGCAGAGCCUGUUGGUUCAAUCAUUCCUGCAGAGCAGCUUUUUGGAAGCUUCCUGACGGGUAGAUGUGUGACUGGUGUCACAAGAGAUGGUGAGCAGAGACGUGAAUGUGGGGAGGUGCUGAGCAGGGCUGGGCACGGGAAGGUCACCACUGCCACAGCUUCUGGUCCCACCCCAGCACAGACAGUUCCCAAGGUCUCUCUGCCAUCCCAGGGCUGCUCCACAGACACUGCUGGGAAUUUCAGAGGACUCCAGAGGACGAGCCAGCUGCUUGCUCAGGGGUGGCUGGGCACAAAUGCCACCCGUCUGCCAGCCUGGCAGCUGAGAAGGUGUUCCAGCAGGAGCAGAGUCGUGUGGCACUGCUCCCACCCUGGGCAUGGGAGGACUAUCAGGAGCCUGUUGGCAGUGUAGGAGUGAAAACUCCAUAGGAAGCCUGAGCUGGAGCCAGCCUGGUGACCUCCCGCUUCAAUGACGUCCUUGUGAAAGAUGGCACAAGGUAAGGUGCUGCUUCCCUGGUGACUUCUCUGCACACUUCCACUGGGUGAUGGACAAACUGCUCUGGUUGUGGAGGAAGCACAGGGAACAUAGUAAGGGAGAACAUCAGGGAGCCUUCACGGGCUGUGAGAAGGCAGGAGGGAUGAGGGUUGUGUGCUCUGGGAUCCCUGCUCAGCUGAGCCAAGGAACCCCUCUGAGAGAUGCUGCUCAGCCUGUCCCUUCUGUGCCCUCAGCAGAUCUGGGUUCCCUCUGCAAUUCCCAGGAGAGGAAGCCUUGGAGCACCAGGAGCAGCUCCAGCCUGCUCAGCUCCCCGGGGAGAUCCGCCUGGAUGCUGCCUGGGCGCUUGGGAAGCGGUUGUGUGCUCUAGCAGGAAACAGAGAAGUGGAAGGAAAAGCCUGCGAGGGACAGGAGGGAGAUUUGGCACAGCAGCAAAGCACAAACUGGAUGGAUGCUCCUGCCUGCUGCCAUCAAGGAUCUGCUGCAAUCUGCUGAGCCGUCUGCCCGCCAGGAACAGCUGGGCUGGCUCUGCUCCUUCAGCUGCUCAGGCUGUAUCUGCCCACCCAGCCCAUGCCUGGCCACCCAGCCCACCCCUGCCCUGUGCUGGGCAGGAGGGAACAGCACACAGAGGGCUCCUGGCCCGUGGGGCGAUGGCUGUGCUGGGAAGGAUGCUUUAAAAUGGGGCAUUUUGAGCAUCAGGGGAUGAGGAGCAGCUGGACCUGUCUGAGUGCUGCCUGGGAGGGGCUCGUGGGGGGCAAUUCCUGCCCUGCCAAGCUGGCUUUGUGCUUAAGGGGGUGAGGCAUUGAUUUUCAGGCAGUUGGGUGGGAUUUGAGCAGCACCCUCUGCCCUGGGGCUGCUGCCUUUGAUGCAUCAGUGCAGGCAGCUGGAAGGAAUUCCUGAAAUGGUUUGUGGAUGCUCUGCCAAGGCUGAUGGUUCCUGUGGGGCCUGGGGAGCUCUGGGCCUGCAGCUGCUCCUGGGGAUGGCUGGGGACAGUCUCUGCUGCCCUGGGCCAGGCAGUGGGGCUGGAACCCACAGCUGUCCCCCACCAGCAGGCUGGGGCAGAUGCUCCCAGUGCUCCUUGGCAGCCUGGGCUCCACUGACAUCACAGAAUCCCAGAAUGGCUUGGGUUGAAAAGGACCUCAAAUAUCCAUUUGCAAGUCCAUGCCACAGGCAAGGUUUCAUCCACUAGACCAGGCUGCUCAGGGCUCCAUCCAACCUGGCCAAACCCAGGCCUGGGAGGCUGUAACUGGUCAGGACAGAGUUUCCAUGGGUUGGGUAUUUUACAGCACUGCCCUCACUCACUGUUAUCACUGGCAAAUGGGGCUGUGCCCCCUCCCACCCUGCAGCUCCUGCUCUUUCCAGGCCACUCCUCCCCACCAGCAGCCAGAUAAGCAGGACCCAACCCCUCGGUGUUUGCAUGACCCUGGAGUCAUUAGAGCAGCAGGCAAAGCCCGUUCUGUUUUCAGCACAACUGUUUAUUGAUAAUCUUUGCUUAUCCACUGUAUGAAUGUUACCAACCUUCGGACAGAGCCAGCCUGCUUCCCCAGGGCCUGUGUCCAGGUAGCCAAUGCGUGUAGAAAUCAUGCACUUCAGGUAGUCUGUAACAAGACGGGUGUAAAAAAUACCUCAGAUGUAUUUGAAAUCUCUGCCUGGUCUUGCAAUCGAAUCACUGAAAAGUCUGUAAAGAAGUUGUUGGGGGACAGGGCUGGUCCCUCUCGGGCAGAGCAGAGCUGUGAGCAUCCACCACACACUGUGCUUUGAGGGGGGUGUUGUAAAUCAGCCCCCAGACCCCAAACAGACCCUGGUGCUGGGGGCCUUCAGGAAAAGCGUGGUGGUCCCUGGGUGGGCAGGACCCCAGGGUGGGGGCUCGUUGCUCAGGCUGUAGAAUUAACCCCCCUUGGGAGCUUCUCCUGUGGUGGUGUCAGGUCCAUGGGAGCUGCUGCUGUGUGUGCCUGCCCUGGCUCGAGGAAAGGAGAAGAUGGAGCAGCAGAAGGAAUGGUGACCUCCUUUCUUCCUACGGACAGACAAAACCCCCAUUCUGUGUUCCCAAACAGCAUCCCUGCCCCUGCAGGGCCUCCCAUCUGGAGCUGGGAAAACUGAGGGUUGCAGACAGAGCAAGGAAGGGAUUUGGGCAAUUGCUAACACCCUUGGUCAGACUGAAGAGCACGACUGUGUGUGCUGCUCCCUCAGCAGGCUGGAGGUCGGGGCUCCUGCCUUGCUGGGCUGGCGGUGGACUCUGCUCCCUGCCUGGGUGACAAAAAGGGGUUCUGAGGGCAGGAGGGCUGGGGAGCCCCAGCUGGCACAUGGAGGAGGAAGCAGGAGCCCCAGGAGGGCUCUUGGUGGGCAGAGCUGUGCCUUGUCCGCCCCAUCAGAUGCAGCCUGGGGGGAGCAC
Prinia subflava (tawny-flanked prinia) is the source of this 6238-nucleotide messenger RNA. It is a transcript of the gene HPS4, whose product is annotated as HPS4 biogenesis of lysosomal organelles complex 3 subunit 2. Gene Ontology annotation, cellular component: BLOC-3 complex; lysosomal membrane; cytoplasmic vesicle. The record is from RefSeq and is a predicted model, not a curated record. Gene Ontology annotation, biological process: vesicle-mediated transport; protein targeting; melanosome assembly. Gene Ontology annotation, molecular function: guanyl-nucleotide exchange factor activity; small GTPase binding. The transcript is spliced from 13 exons. Bases 97 to 2193 code for a protein of 698 amino acids. NCBI's taxonomy places the organism in Eukaryota, Metazoa, Chordata, Aves, Passeriformes, Cisticolidae.